AUGCCUCGCCUGCUGCUUCAGUCAUACAAGUCACAGAUGAUGGGGUUUCUUGAGGAGUUUGACCACUACUCUUCCUUGGCCAAACUCAUGUCAAUCUACCAAGCAACCAACAGGACCAUCUUCAACUGGACAGACAGCCGCAUUGUUGAGUGGGAGAAGUUUGCUGAGCUGGCUAAAUAUGAGCCUGAGUCCCAGAAAGUGACGGUGAAAGCUCUCCUCAUUGUGGCAUACUCAGUCAUCAUCAUCAUGUCUCUCUUUGGGAACAUGCUGGUGUGCCACGUGGUGCUGAAGAACAAGAGGAUGCACUCAGCUACCAGCCUUUUCAUCGUCAACCUGGCAGUGUCUGACCUCAUGAUCACACUGCUCAACACGCCUUUUACCUUGGUUCGGUUUGUGAACAGCACGUGGAUUUUUGGAAAGGCCAUGUGCCACAUAAGCCGCUUCGUGCAGUACUGCUCCCUGCAUGUCUCCACGCUGACGCUGACGGCCAUCGCUCUGGACAGGCACCAGGUCAUCCUGAACCCGCUGAAGCAGAGGAUGUCACUAACAAAGGGAGCACUGAGCAUCUCUGUUAUCUGGCUGCUGGCAACCUGUUUCUCCCUACCCCAUGCUAUCUAUCAAAAGCUUUUCCAGUAUAACUACAGGGAAGCCACUGUCCGGAGUUUGUGCCUUCCAGAUUUUCCUGAGCCCACAGAGCUGGUCUGGAAGUAUCUGGACCUGUCUACCUUUCUCCUUCUUUACCUCCUGCCUCUGCUCAUCAUCACUGUCACCUACAUGCGCCUGGCCAAGAAGCUGUGGUUCCGCAAUGCCAUCGGAGACAUCACCACACAACAGUACGUCACCCACCACAAGAACAAGAAGAAGAGCAUUAAGAUGCUGAUGCUGGUGGUGGUGGUCUUUGCUGUCUGCUGGUUCCCUCUCAACUGCUACGUGGUGCUCAUCUCCAGUCUAGGCAUCAAGACGAAGAACUCCCUCUAUUUCGCCCUGCACUGGUUCGCCAUGAGCAGCACCUGCUACAACCCUUUCAUCUACUGCUGGCUGAACGAGAACUUCCGCUCGGAGCUCAAGUCCCUGCUCUGCAUGUGCCAGAGGGUGCCUCAGGCUCAGGACAAUGCGCUGCCACCCAUGGUCACAUCCUGCCGUGAGGAGUGGAUGGAGCAGGCCAGGUACUGGAAGGGACCUGCCUCGCAGACUAUUUGCUCCACUGUAAACAUCCAGACAGCCAACACAGACCUGUGA
Messenger RNA from Nestor notabilis (Kea), 1239 nucleotides. It is a transcript of the gene GPR83, whose product is annotated as G protein-coupled receptor 83. NCBI's taxonomy places the organism in Eukaryota, Metazoa, Chordata, Aves, Psittaciformes, Psittacidae. Bases 1 to 1239 code for a protein of 412 amino acids. Gene Ontology annotation, molecular function: neuropeptide Y receptor activity. Gene Ontology annotation, cellular component: membrane. The transcript is spliced from 4 exons. Gene Ontology annotation, biological process: neuropeptide signaling pathway. The record is from RefSeq and is a predicted model, not a curated record.